AUCAGGGGAAAAAAAAGGAAGGAAUUCAAAACCGCGUUCUCUAUAGAGUCCCAACCUGUCAACCAUAUCUGAUACCACAUCUCCCUAGCACUAUCCAUCAAUGCUUCCACGUCUUAUAUAUACUCUGUCUCUCAUCAGAAUUCACAAUUAAAAUAUUUUUUCCAAUAUUCUGAAACAUCCAAAUCCGAAGCUAUAUAUACCCUUUCAUUCCUCCUAGUGCCCAGUUGAAUCACAAUUCACAAUCAGCUAGCUACUACCUGUGCCUUUUUGCCUUUCACCAAUUCACCUACAAUACGAAACAAGCUACAGAGUACCCAGACACACCCCAGAGAGAGAGAGAGAGAGAGAUCAAUACAUCGACGCUUUCAGAAUGAAUUCUAAUGGUGAUUUCAUUGCUACUACUAGUACUACUGCUAGCAGCAAUUCACAGCCAAAAUCAGUACUCGCUAGUUUGAGGAGGAAACUAUCCCCAAGAACAAAGUCAUGUUCUGAAGAUGCUAGAAGAUGCAGCAGCAGAAGCAGUAACAUCAGCGAGGCCAGCUCCGACCUCCAAAUGGUGUUUGAUUUCAUUGACGCAAACGGUGAUGGAAAAAUAUCAGCAGAAGAAUUGCAGAGGUGCGUAAGAACAGCGGGAGGGCACCUGUCCAUGGACGAAGCCGAAUUAGCCGUUAAGUCAUCAGACUUGGACGGAGACGGGAUGCUGGGGUUCCAUGAAUUUCAGGAGCUGGUGGAGGGUGGAGGCUCCACUGAGGAGGAGAGAAAAAAAGAGCUGAGGGAGGCUUUUGGGAUGUAUGUGAUGGAAGGUUCAGAGUGCAUAACCCCCGCCAGUUUGAGAAGGAUGCUCCGUCGGCUGGGUGAGUCCAAGUCUAUCAAGGAUUGCAAGGCCAUGAUUCGUGCCUUUGAUCUCAACGGAGACGGCGUACUCAGCUUUGAUGAGUUCAGUGUCAUGAUGCGGUGAUCGAUUCCCUUCUUCCCAUACGCGUUUCGAGUUUCACAUGAACCCCCCAACUCUUUACUACGGAUUGCCUCUGAUUUUUCAUUAUUUAUUUGUUAAGUAGUUUAUUCAUUUUACAUUUUUCAGUUCUGCAAAUAGAGCUUUUAUUGAUACAAUCGUUUACUUCUUUUCC
This is a messenger RNA of Theobroma cacao (cacao), 1127 nucleotides long. It is a transcript of the gene CML37, whose product is annotated as calmodulin like 37. Gene Ontology annotation, molecular function: calcium ion binding. The record is from RefSeq and is a predicted model, not a curated record. Lineage: Eukaryota; Viridiplantae; Streptophyta; Magnoliopsida; Malvales; Malvaceae.